AUGAUACAGCUGAUCAUCGCCUGUGUGGCCGCCGUGGCCGUCGCCGCCCCUCAGUACAGCUACGAUGGGCCAAGAGCAGCCUCGAGCGAGGAGGUGGCCAUCCUGAGGGACGAUCGCGUCCACGAAGACGACGGAAGGUACAACUUCGACGUGGAAACUGCCAACGGCAUUGUCCUUUCUCAGUCUGGCUCUCCCGACGGUGAUGAGGGCGCCGUCGUCAAGGCUGGAGAAUACUCAUACACUGCCCCAGAUGGUACUGACGUCCACGUCAGAUUCAUCGCUGACGAGAACGGCUUCCAGCCCCAGUCCGACCUCCUGCCCGUGGCCCCCGAGUUCCCCCACCCGAUCCCUCAGUUCGUCCUGGACCAGAUCGCCUUCGCCGCCGAGGAGGACGCCCGCAGAGCUCGCGAAGGUCCACGUGAAGCUCCUCGCUCCCUGUAUUCUGCGCCAAACUAGUGAACUUUUUUCUUCAUAUAGGUUUCUAACAGUGAGACUACGUUAACACUAUCGACGUAAGACCCCAGGUGAUCGAUGGUGAGGAUCUUCUCCUAUAUUUAUUUUGUAUAGAUGUACAAUUAAACAUAAAGGAAAUA
This is a messenger RNA of Penaeus indicus, 593 nucleotides long. RefSeq names its product cuticle protein AMP1A-like. The transcript has 2 exons. The coding region runs from base 1 to 456 and encodes 151 amino acids. Gene Ontology annotation, cellular component: chitin-based extracellular matrix. Gene Ontology annotation, molecular function: structural constituent of chitin-based larval cuticle. The record is from RefSeq and is a predicted model, not a curated record. Lineage: Eukaryota; Metazoa; Arthropoda; Malacostraca; Decapoda; Penaeidae.